AUGGCAUCCACCGUAACAGAAGGCAAGAUCCCAUUCACCGUUGGAGACGAAACCUUCGAAACCUAUUUCAAGGUUACUGGCGACGUUCAGCAGGCCGAGAACGGACCCGUGGUAGUCCUGCACGGUGGUCCAGGGAUCUCCCAUGACUACCUGUUGCCGAUUGCCGAUCUUGUCACCACCCAUAGUCCCAACGCAGUCAUCUUCUACGACCAGCUUGGCAGCGGUCGUUCAACACAUCUCCAGUCGAAGGACACGUCGUUCUGGACCAUUGACCUCUUUAUCGACGAACUCGAAAACUUGCUCUCUCAUUUCGGAAUCGCCGAUAAAUUCAACUUGAUCGCACACUCAUGGGGCGGUACUUUGGCCUCAGAGUUCGUGGUUCGUCGGCAACCGAAAGGCUUGCGUCGGUUGGUCCUCAUGGACUGCCUUGCGAGCGCGAAGCUGAGGAAUGAAGCCAUCGGUCGGUUGAGAAAGAAGCUGCCAGAAGAAGUCCAGUCGACGCUUGCAAAGCACGAAACGGAGGGGACGACCAAGUGCGACGAGUACAAAGCCAAUAUGCUGGUCUUCUGGGAGACCUUCGCUUGUCGCAUCAAACCAUUCCCACAAGAAGUCACGUACUCUCUAGGUCAACCCGAGAUUGACCCAACCGUCCUCGACGCGAUGCGCAAUGGCGAAACGGGACUCGCAACCCAAUGGGAUAUCACUGACAGAAUCCACUUGAUGCGCCAUGUACCAACCUUGAUCAUAAACGGAGAACACGACUACAUGACCGACGAGGUGUGCGCGCCAUUUUACUGGGGAAUCGACAAGGUGAAAUGGGUGAAAUUUGCGCAGUCCAGCCAUAUGCCACACUGGGAGGAGCGGGAGAGGUACAUGCAAGUCGUCGGCGACUUUUUGGCUCAUCCAUAG
This is a messenger RNA of Pleurotus ostreatus (oyster mushroom), 909 nucleotides long. RefSeq lists its product as uncharacterized. Gene Ontology annotation, molecular function: peptidase activity. NCBI's taxonomy places the organism in Eukaryota, Fungi, Basidiomycota, Agaricomycetes, Agaricales, Pleurotaceae. Gene Ontology annotation, biological process: proteolysis. The transcript is spliced from 2 exons. Bases 1 to 909 code for a protein of 302 amino acids. The record is from RefSeq and is a predicted model, not a curated record.